AUGUCCACGGCCGGCAACGAGGUGGAGCCGGAGGAGUUGCAGGAGGAGGAGGAGGAGGAGGAAGGCGGCGGCGGCAACCCGAGGCGCUGCGCGGCGUGCAAGUACCUGCGCCGGCGGUGCGGCCACGGCUGCGCGCUCGCCCCCUACUUCCCGGCGUCCCGCCCCCGCCGCUACGCCAACGUCCACCGGGUCUUCGGCGCCAGCAACGUCGCCAGGCUGCUCCAGAGCUUGCCCGUGGAGGAGAGAGCGCAGGCGGCGGAGACGAUGGCGAUGGAGGCGCAGUGGCGGGUGGGGGACCCGGUGUACGGCUGCGCCGGCGUCAUCAACCGGCUGCAGGAGGAGAUCCUCGCCACGCAAUGCGAGCUCGCCAGGACCAGGGCGCAGCUCGCCAUCGUCGUCGCGCACGGCGCGCAGCAGGCUCCUCGUUCCGUUCCUCUUCCUCCGCCGCAUUCGCCGCUGCGAGCAGGCGGCGACCGCGUCGCCGGCAUGCAGAGGCAGGGAGGACAGCAGGAUGUGCCGCUGGAUGGGCCGUUUAUUGACACGGACGAGUUCCUCGACCUCGACGGGUUUUGA
Triticum turgidum subsp. durum (durum wheat) is the source of this 573-nucleotide messenger RNA. The record is from the annotation of a GenBank genome assembly. NCBI's taxonomy places the organism in Eukaryota, Viridiplantae, Streptophyta, Magnoliopsida, Poales, Poaceae.